CUAUGCGUUCGUGCUAGAGGAUCCUUCAAAACCAAGAAAAUAUCAGCUUAAUUUCAAUCUCGACACUGAAUACGUAAAAGAACCCACACAAAUGGAUCAAUCAAUAUCACAUCACCAAGAAUUGAUUCCGAUUCCACCACCUGUUUCCCAGGUGACUCCGUCCGCUCAUCGACACCCUUACCACCAUCAACCAUACCCAUACCAAAAACAACACGAAUCUUUGAUGACCUCAUCUACACGACCUCAUUUACCCCCAUUACAACCCUCUAUUAUGGAAACUCCCUCGACCUCGAAUUCUUCCUCUUUCAAUUACACUCAGUCGGUCUUCCCUAAUCAAAAUAAUAUGAAUCAAGGUGACAAAAGCGAUCGUGGAUUUCACGAGAGAAUGGAUCAACCGAACUUGCAUCCUUCAUCUAUACCGACGUCAUUGCCAGCAGCCGAUCAUCAAUCAUAUCAGCAAAUACAACAACAACAGCAUAAUCAACAAACUCAGCAUCAUCAUCAUAAUCAUCAUCAUAACAACCAACAACAAAAUCUUUCGCACACACAUCACUAUCAGCAAAAACAUCACCACCCGGUGAUUACAAAUAAUUCAUCGCCGUCCUCGACGGUUUCACAGA
This is a messenger RNA of Acaulospora morrowiae, 620 nucleotides long. The record is from the annotation of a GenBank genome assembly. Lineage: Eukaryota; Fungi; Glomeromycota; Glomeromycetes; Diversisporales; Acaulosporaceae.